Messenger RNA from Acaromyces ingoldii, 812 nucleotides. RefSeq names its product putative ubiquitin--protein ligase hus5. The transcript is spliced from 8 exons. The record is from RefSeq and is a predicted model, not a curated record. Lineage: Eukaryota; Fungi; Basidiomycota; Exobasidiomycetes; Exobasidiales; Cryptobasidiaceae. Gene Ontology annotation, molecular function: SUMO conjugating enzyme activity. Gene Ontology annotation, biological process: protein sumoylation. The coding region runs from base 131 to 610 and encodes 159 amino acids. Gene Ontology annotation, cellular component: nucleus.
UCUCGACGACAAAAGGCGAGCUUUUCGGAGCGGGGAGCGUUCACGGGAGGGCAAUUGUAAAGAGGUAUAGCACCUGCGAACGAAUUCAGCGGACCUACGCCCCAUAAAACCAAGAAAGAAACCGAUAGACAUGGCCGGAAUCUGCAGAAGUCGGUUGGCCGAGGAGCGGAAACAGUGGAGAAAGGAUCAUCCUUUCGGCUUCGUCGCGCGGCCGGAGAAGGCAGACGAUGGAUCUUUGAAUCUGCUGGCCUGGGAAGUUGAGAUCCCAGGACGGAAAGACACAAUUUGGGAGGGCGGCGUCUACAAGCUCAAGAUGAUGUUUCCGGAAGAAUAUCCGAGCAAACCUCCGAAGUGCAAGUUUACGCCUCCGUUGUUCCACCCAAAUGUGUUUCCCUCGGGCACUGUGUGCCUUUCCAUCCUUGAUGAGGAAAAGGCUUGGAAACCGGCAAUUACAAUCAAGCAGAUCCUUCUCGGCAUUCAAGAUCUUCUUAACAACCCAAAUCCGGAAGAUCCUGCCCAGACCGAUGCUUUUGAGACAUUCAAGAGGGACAAGCAGCAGUAUGAACGGAGAGUACGACAGCAGGCCAAGGAGAUGGCAAAGACGGGGUGAGACGUCAUCGUUAUCAUUAUUCCGCUGGCAUUCCUCUCGGCUUCAAUACAAUCUUUUCUCACGCUGCUCCAAUUUGUAAUGGUCUGAGUCCCUAUGUCACCCGCCAUCAGAGCGCCUUUUACUCGUACAAACAUUCACGAACUCCAUUACCAGCCUCUUUCAAAUCGGUAUCAUAUUGUACUACUGUAUCCUCUAAGACAUC